Molecule: messenger RNA, 201 nt
Organism: Plenodomus lingam JN3
Lineage: Eukaryota; Fungi; Ascomycota; Dothideomycetes; Pleosporales; Leptosphaeriaceae
Source: RefSeq, a predicted model, not a curated record
AUGACUGGCGCAAAAUGGCGAAUUGUAGAGAUGGCCGAUUCUGGUGUGCAGCAGCCUUGUCAACUCCUCCUUCUCUGCUUUGCGGACUGGGUUACUCGGCCCAUGGCACCUAGGAUGAUCUGGUCUCGUCCGUUGGAAAUCCUCUUCGCCAUUUACACCGCUCCAUUGCGACACUCGGCACCUUUGCUCGGUCUUGCAUGA